UUCAGUCAGGUCGAAACGUGAAAUCAAGCAGCACGAAAAAAGUAAAUUUUGUUCAUCAUCAUCAAAAAUCAAGAGCUGAAAAUUGUGUGUACACGUUUUAAAAUAACAUUUAUUUAUUUAUGAAUUAAAUAAAGUUUAUCGCUGGCUAAUAAAAAAAAAUACAUGUGAAGAAAAAAUAUCUUUCAAGUUUGGUGAAGAUAAAAAGAAAUUGAGCAAAGUGUCACUCUACGCAAAAUAUAAAACACAAAAAUAUCAGAAAAAUAAAUAUUGCCGCAAGUGGAUUUAAUUGACUUUUCACUUUAGUUCUAUACUUUUGUACAUAAUAAACAUAAGUGAACACAAAAAUGGCUGAAAUAGCAACAAAAAGUACGCCAAGGAAAAUUACGAUCCGCAAACGAGACGAUUUUGAUGGAUACGGUUUCAAUUUGCACGCUGAAAAAGGUAAGCCUGGACAGUAUGUCGGCAAGGUGGAUGCUGAUUCUCCUGCCGAGCUCGCAGGCUUGCGCGAAGGUGACCGGAUCAUCGAAGUAAACGGCAUCGAUAUUGGCUCCGAAACGCAUAAGCAAGUUGUGGAACGUAUCAAAGCUGUGCCGCACGAAACGACACUGCUGGUGAUCGAUCCGCACUCGUUCAGUCUAACAAAAAAUGGCUCGAUGAGUCCGGUCGCUAAAAAAGAGGAAAAACAAGUUGAGAAGAAUCGAGAAUCGAUGAAUAACAACAACAACAAUGAUGCAACAACCGAUUCAGAUAACAAAAAAACAGGAACAAAAGACAAUAGUGCCGUAUCAGCGAAUGCAACAACAACAACAACUGCGGAAAAUAAUAACACAAAAGUAGCUAAUGCGACAGUAAUGAUCAGCGAGACGACUGAAUCAACAAAAACGGAGACAGGCAAUCAUCAUGCGAACAAUCACCAUACCCAAAAGACGACUACGACGACGACGACGACAACAACAACAGAGAAGCCAGCUGAAAACAAUAAUCACGAUAAAAAUCAUGAGAAUAACAGUAAUCAAGCGAAUGGCAAGCACACCGACUCCAAAACCAGUAACGGCUCAUCCGCUCCCGCACUUAAUCUGAAUAUGACUGCAACAGAGCUCCGUGCCAAGCUGAUGGCAAAGAAAAAAUACGAUCCCAAGAAUGAUUCAAUCGAUCUGCGAAAGAAGCAUGAUAUCAUCGAGAAGAUGUAGAAAAAGAAUUUCCUCAUCACUCGUGCGUUCUUUAUUGUUUUCUUAAGUUAUAAGCAGUUUAGAUUGGUUGUUUCGUUAUAUUUUUGGUAUUUUCAUACAUACGAAAUUAGUGUCGCGAUGUGCAAAUUAAUAAAUAUAAUAUUAAAAAAUUCCAGUAUAUAUCUUGAAUACACACGAUACAAUUUACAAUACAAACAUAGAUGAGUAAGUAGUGUGAUAAGAUGACGUAAAUUGGAGCAAAUGCGAUGCACUCUCGGAAAUUUUGAAGUACGUUGGUUUUUUCUAUAAUGCAUUGAUUCACACUGAAAUUCCAAUUAGAACUUUACUUUAAGUUUCAUGAAUGAGUAAGGCCGAUCCAACUUUUCAUCCAUUUCGAAAAAAAUCGGGACAAAAAGUUCGAAAUAAUUUAGGACCGUCCUAAGUAAAUGCUUAUUUAUUGCACAUGUUAUAGAAACACUCACUUAUAAGGCUUUAUUUCAAAAGGACAAUCAAACGAAGCAUAAAAUUUGUGAAAAAAUGCAAAAACACCUUUUUAGCACUAAUUUUUCAUGGCCAUAACCUUCCCUUUAACACAUCAGCAGGGAUAUACCAAAACUAAGAUUAAAAAAAGACAGAAAUCAACGUUAACGAAAAACCUUCGUUCGAUUGCCUUCAUCUCACAACAAUCGCAUGUAAAUUUAUCACUCGCAUUUUAUUAUUAUUACAACUACCAUUUAUUUACGAAGUUAAAAAAUUUCUGUGUAUAGAUAUGAAUAAAUGUGUAAUGAGAAAAAAACAGCAAACUUUUUAUGAAAAGUACUAAUUAAAAUCAUGCAACUUUCCUGUGUGUAGCUUAUGGUUAAUUUUAAGGUAGCGUUAAAUUAAAAUUCAAAGAUGUGCCUUCUUUUAUUUACAUAUUUGACAAAAUGGAAAAUUUUCCAUGUAUUUUAAAGAAAAUAUAAGGCGGCUAAAUUAAAUGUUUCUAAACCCAAUUCAAAAUCGAAUUU
This is a messenger RNA of Culicoides brevitarsis, 2176 nucleotides long. RefSeq names its product Na(+)/H(+) exchange regulatory cofactor NHE-RF1. Gene Ontology annotation, biological process: protein localization to plasma membrane. Gene Ontology annotation, molecular function: protein-membrane adaptor activity; protein binding. The transcript has 2 exons. Lineage: Eukaryota; Metazoa; Arthropoda; Insecta; Diptera; Ceratopogonidae. The record is from RefSeq and is a predicted model, not a curated record. Gene Ontology annotation, cellular component: apical plasma membrane. The coding region runs from base 345 to 1190 and encodes 281 amino acids.